AUGCUUAGCAGAACAGUUUUCAUAAGUAGACUAGCCUUUCCAUCUACUAGUAGCUCGUCUUUUCUUCAUUGCUCAAAGCUGAACUAUGGCCUACCCAAGGUAAAACCACAUUAUGAUGAAAUGCCGGAGCAGAGUUCAGUGUCAGAGCCAACUGUUGCAACUCCGAUAUUGGACUUGAAUAAAAGAAAGCCUAGAAAAAAGGAAGUCAAUCUCAUAGUCGGAGACUCACACUUGAGGGAAUGGACGAAAAUGGAGCCGAAAGGAUUAAUAUCAGCAUAUUUGCAGUUAUCAAAAUCCAAACUGACUAUGCUCAUUACAUCGACAGCUCUUGCGGGAUGUUUCAUGACACCUGUAUCCAUUUCUAUGACUUCACUUGCUGCUUGUACUGCUGGAACAGCGUUAUUAUCAUCGGCUGCUAAUGCUUGUAAUCAACUGCUAGAAGCUCCUUAUGAUGCUCAAAUGCGUAGAACACAAAGCAGAGUUUUAGUUGUGCAUAGAUUUUCUCCUCUGCAUGCCUUAUCCUUCGCGGGGGUAUGCUCAGUUGCUGGAUACGGGAUGCUACAUGUUUUCUGCAACCCGUUGACGGCUGCUUUAGGAGCUUUAAAUUUAUUCCUAUAUGCUGGAGUUUAUACCCCAUCUAAAAGAAUGCAUAUAGGGUGUACAUGGGCAGGUGCAGUGGUUGGAGCCAUACCUCCAAUGAUGGGAUACGCAGCAGCAGCUGGAACUCUCGAUCUUGGGGCUGCUUGUUUAGCCCUAAUUCUGUAUUCCUGGCAGUUUCCCCAUUUCAACGGAUUGAGUUGGAAUUUGAGAGGAGAUUAUAGCAAAGCUGGUUAUCGAGUUAUGUGUGUCACUGAUGAGAAGUUAUGCCGUGUUACUUCUCUCCGCCACUCAGUAGCCUUAGUUGGGCUAUGCUCUGUGAUUGCUCCACUCACAGAUUUAACUACAAUAACUUUCGCUCUUGAUUCCAUACCUUUGAAUGCAGCUCUUUGUUAUCUUUCGUAUAAAUUCUAUAAAGCUCCCGAUGCUCAAAAUUCUCGAAAGCUCUUUUUCUUCAGUUUAUUAUACUUACCGUUACUAAUGAUCUUGAUGGUAGUGAGCAAUACUGGUAGAAAUGAAGAACAAAAGAAGCCAAUCGCAGAAAAAUUACAGAAUUUAACGAAGUAUUUAGAGUUUUAA
Messenger RNA from Auanema sp. JU1783, 1176 nucleotides. The record is from the annotation of a GenBank genome assembly. NCBI's taxonomy places the organism in Eukaryota, Metazoa, Nematoda, Chromadorea, Rhabditida, Rhabditidae.